AUGCUGAGCAGCAAUCUUCCUGGAGAUCUGAUGAUGGAGAUCAUGAUGAGGCUUCCCAUAAAAUCAUUACUUCGAUUCAAAUGUGUAGCCAAAUCCUGGUACGCUCUAAUCACUGACUCUUCUUUUAUCACCAAACAGCUUGAAUAUUCCAAUUCUAUCACCAAAAAUCGCUGCCUCAAGCUCAUCUUCCAAUCGCAUCGUCCACGUAAACAUCCACCCUGCAUAUCCCUCAUUUCCAAAGAUGAACCCUAUGUGCUCCACCAUAUAGAAUUGCCCCAAAUCCUUCAGAAUGAUUUGGAACUGAUAUUCAUUUACGAUCAAUGUCAUGGGAUCUUUUGUCUGCAUUUAGUUUUUAAAGGACAAAAUGAGGGUCAAUUACUGUUGUGGAACAUAGGAUCAAAAGAGGUUAAGGUUGUUCCUGCUGCCUCACAGAGAAAACCCGAAUACAUAGAUGAUUCGAUUAUUGGAUUUGGAUUCGAUCCCAUCACAAAGGAUUACAAGGUUGUUCGGUUUGUAAAAAAGCCUUGGGAGGAGGAGGAGGAGGAGGAAGAAGAACCUCCGGUGGAAGUGUACAAUCUUAGUACUAAUUCUUGGAGAACAAUCGAUGUUGAUGUCCCUAAUUAUGAAUUGGCUUAUCCAAGCUGGAGUUCAUAUCUGAAUGGGUUUUAUCACUGGUUAGCUUUUGUCCGAAACGAUGAGAUUGAUAAUAAUGCCCUUAUUUUGAGCUUUGAUUUUAACAAGGAAGUAUUUAGGACGAUCCAACUUGAUCCUGGGAUUAAUCUUUCGUGUGUUGCAAAUGUUGCUGUAGCCAAUGAUUGUCUUGCUUGUGUUACUGCAUAUAACUGGCCUCUCAAAUUUGAGAUUUGGGUGAUGAAUCAGUAUGGUGUAGAAAGUAGUUGGACUAAACAACUUCAAAUUCAACUCAUCAUGUGA
Molecule: messenger RNA, 933 nt
Organism: Neltuma alba
Lineage: Eukaryota; Viridiplantae; Streptophyta; Magnoliopsida; Fabales; Fabaceae
Product: F-box/kelch-repeat protein At3g23880-like
Exons: 2
Coding region: 1-933 (310 amino acids)
Molecular function (GO): protein binding
Source: RefSeq, a predicted model, not a curated record